GGCACUGACUCUCGCGAGAGCAGCUUCACUUGGAGUCGGCGGGUGGGGGAGGGGUGCGAUUGCAGUCGGUGCGGACCGAGUAGGGAGAAGGGUGGCAGCGGCGCGAUCGGCGGAACGGCCAGCAGCAUUACUAUGGCAACGGCCCAGGGCCCAGCCUGGCUCGGAGCCGCUGUGUCCGCCCUGCUUUGGCUUAGCCUCAGUUUGGCACCGGCCCGGGGACAGAAUGCUGGGUUUGUCAAGUCACCCUUGUCAGAAACUAAGCUGACAGGCGACACCUUUGAGCUGUACUGUGAUGUGGUAGGGAACCCCACACCAGAGAUCCAGUGGUGGUAUGCUGAGGUCAACAGGGGCGACUCGUUCAUACAGCUGUGGGAUGGUGCUCGGAAACGGCGGGUUUCAAUAAAUACAGCUUACGGCAGCAAUGGAGUGAGUGUGCUGCGUGUCACUAGGUUGGCUCUAGAAGAUACGGGGACUUACGAGUGCAGGGCCAGCAACGACCCCAGGCGGAACGACCUCCGACAAAAUCCAGCCAUUACCUGGAUACGAGCCCAGGCCACUGUUGUCAUCCUACCAAAGCCAAAGAUCACACCAUCUGAAGACAUUGUUUUAAAACAUGGAAGUCCACCUAUCAUCCUGUAUUGUAACCUGACCUUGGCACCAAUUCUCAGCAAUGGCAGUUAUUGGAUGAAAGAUGGAGAAGAGAUUGCUGGGACCAGGAAUUCUUCUGGUGCAAACAGCACGGAGUACAAAAUUAACAAACCUAGAACUGAGAGUUCUGGAGAGUAUCACUGCAUCUUCAUGUUUGACAAUUCGCCUUCAGCCAAUGCCUCAAUUGAAAUCAAAGCACUUCCUGAAGUUGUUGGUCAUAAGAGGAGUGAGAAUAAGAAUGAGGGUCAAAGUGCUCUCAUGUAUUGCAAGUCUGUAGGCUAUCCACACCCUGUUUGGACCUGGCACAAGAAGGUGGACAAUGAAUUUAUGGAACUAAAUAAUGCCAGUGGUCGCUAUUUCAUCACAAACAAAGGCAACUACACAGAGCUGAUUAUUGAGAACCUGCACAUUCAGGAUGACCCAGGCGAAUACUUGUGUAACGCUUCAAAUUACAUUGGACACACCUCUGUUGUCACUAUUCUGCGAGUCCGUAGCCAUCUGGCACCACUGUGGCCCUUCCUAGGGGUUGUUGCAGAAAUCUUAAUUCUGGUCAUCAUCAUUGUCAUAUAUGAGAAACGAAAGAGACCAGAUGAAGUCCCUGACGGUGUAGAGGUGUCUGUUGCAUUGUAA
Messenger RNA from Rhincodon typus (whale shark), 1278 nucleotides. RefSeq names its product neuroplastin b (gene nptnb). Gene Ontology annotation, biological process: synapse organization; homophilic cell-cell adhesion. The record is from RefSeq and is a predicted model, not a curated record. The coding region runs from base 133 to 1278 and encodes 381 amino acids. Gene Ontology annotation, molecular function: axon guidance receptor activity. The transcript is spliced from 7 exons. NCBI's taxonomy places the organism in Eukaryota, Metazoa, Chordata, Chondrichthyes, Orectolobiformes, Rhincodontidae. Gene Ontology annotation, cellular component: neuronal cell body; axon; plasma membrane.